AAACACUGAUGUUGUUUGAAGUCUGAGAAAACUAGGAGUGUAUAAAAGUGAGAGCACCUGCUAGAUGACCUCCUUGUACAAGGUAGACAUGGGCAAAGUACUGUUUGUGACGGCUCUGGCCCUGCUGCUGCACGCGCAGCUUGGCUCAUCCUUCAUACUGUCAUGCUACUUCACAAACUGGGCGCAGUACAGGCCACCUCCGACCAUAUAUAUGCCCACUGACAUCGACCCAUGCCUGUGUACCCAUCUCCUGUACGCCUUUGCCACCAUCAAGAACAACGAGCUGGCCACCUACGAGUGGAACGAUGUGGAGCUCUACAGUCAGUUCAACGCCCUGAAGAACAAGAAUGGCGAACUGAAGACUCUCCUGUCUGUUGGAGGGUGGAACUUUGGCUCUGCAGGGUUUUCACAAAUGGUGUUGAGCUCUGCCAACCGUCAGACCUUCAUCAACUCAGUCAUUUCAUUCCUGAGGAGAUAUGAGUUCGAUGGACUUGACAUUGACUGGGAGUAUCCAGCCAACAGAGGAGGCUCUUAUCAGGACAAGCAGUACUACUCGGUUUUCCUGGAGGAGAUGAGAGCCGCCUUUGAGAAUGAGGCCAAGCAGAGCAACAGGGCUCGUCUGCUGAUGUCUGCUGCCCUGUCGGCUGGAAAGGGCACCAUUGAUUCUGCUUAUCAGAUUCCCAAGCUUGGCCAGGCCCUGGAUAUGUUGAACAUCAUGACAUAUGACUUCCACGGCUCUUGGGACCCCAUCACUGGCGAGUGCAGUCCCCUGUUCAGAGGCCCCGCGGACCAGGGUAGCCUCAUCUACUUCAACGUUGACUAUGCCAUGAACUACUGGAAGAGCCAGGGAGCCCCAGCCGAGAAGCUGAUUGUUGGUUUCCCCACAUAUGGCAACACAUUCACUCUUAGGAGUCCUGCCAACAACGGUGUCGGAGCAUCUAUCGCUGGUGCUGGAACUCCAGGAAAGUACACACAAGAGGCUGGAGAGCUCGCUUACUUUGAGAUCUGCGGCUUUUUGAAAGACGGAGCCACCGAGGUUUGGAACAAGGCCCAGGAUGUGCCAUAUGCCUACAAGGGAAACCAGUGGGUGGGCUAUGACAACAUGAAGAGCUUCCAGAUCAAGGUUGACUGGCUGACAAAGAGUAACUUUGGAGGUGCCAUGGUGUGGACCAUCGACAUGGAUGACUACAUGGGCACUUUCUGUAACCAGGGAAAAUACCCACUGAUUAAUGUCCUCAAAAAGGGCCUUAAUCUGGAACAAGCAUCCUGCGCCCCUCCUGCCACUCGCCUCCCCCCAAUCGCAGGAGCGAGCACGACCUCCGGAGGCAGCUCUGGUGGCGGCUCCAGUGGAGGCGGCUCCAGCGGCGGCAGCUCCUCUGGCGGGGACUCGGGCACCAGUGGCAUGGACAGCAAGUUCUGCGUCGGGAAAGCCAACGGCAUGUACCCCGACCCAACAGACAAGAACCAAUUCUACAACUGCAGCCAAGGCCAGACCUACUUCCAGAACUGUGCUGAGGGUCUGGUCUUUAACACUGCCUGUUCUUGUUGCAACUGGUCCUAAAGCUGAAGUUACAGAUUUACUGUUCAAAGGCUGGAUAACUGUUUUACAUUUGUUCUCAGUUCUCAACUUCUCUGAGUACAAAGUCCUUCCUUCCACACUGGAUGUGUAACCGUGUAAAACCUGAGGCUGUCCUCUCUUGACUAGUUGAUUUUGAAAGCAAAGAAAAUAAACAUUUGAAUUGUUGCA
Messenger RNA from Sebastes umbrosus (honeycomb rockfish), 1747 nucleotides. RefSeq names its product acidic mammalian chitinase-like. The record is from RefSeq and is a predicted model, not a curated record. Gene Ontology annotation, cellular component: extracellular region. Lineage: Eukaryota; Metazoa; Chordata; Actinopteri; Perciformes; Sebastidae. Gene Ontology annotation, molecular function: chitin binding; chitinase activity. The transcript has 11 exons. Gene Ontology annotation, biological process: carbohydrate metabolic process; chitin catabolic process. Bases 65 to 1561 code for a protein of 498 amino acids.